Molecule: messenger RNA, 2834 nt
Organism: Vespa mandarinia (Asian giant hornet)
Lineage: Eukaryota; Metazoa; Arthropoda; Insecta; Hymenoptera; Vespidae
Gene: scrt
Product: scratch
Biological process (GO): regulation of gene expression
Cellular component (GO): nucleus
Source: RefSeq, a predicted model, not a curated record
ACCACCACCACCACCACCACUAUCACUACCACUACUGUUGCUACCACUACCACCGUUACUACCACUACUAUUGUCACUACCACCAGCAACGAUAGGACGGACGACGGUAGCGCCCUCUCUCAACGUUCUCGAUUCGAUGGCAGCCGCAACGGAGGGACGACAGGGGUGCCGAACCAGUCUCUUUCUCUCUGAUUACGAGAGGGAGAGAAAACGUUCGCGUGUUUCGGUGUAAAAAGGGUGGAGGAGGAGGAGAAAGAGGAAGAAGAGAGGAAGAAGAAGAAAAAGAAGAAGAAGAAGAAGAAGAAGAAGAAGAAGAAGGACGUGGAUAAAGCGUGGAUUGGUGGAGGGGUGUAUCCGGUAGGAGCGCAGUGCCAGACCGACAGUCGCACCCCGUCUUCGUCGUCGUCGUAUUCGAAGCCACCCCACAAUUGUCAUUGCGCGGUGUGUGACGGAGAACGUCACCGAAAGCAAUCAAGUUGGAACGAAGGAAGGAAGGAAGGGAGGAAGGGAGGAAGUAACGUUGGAAUGGAUGGCUGAGAUCGGUGUUAAUCAAAAUAUACGAUAUAGAAAGAAUUUGAACGAUUUAGUAAAACGAUCGGCAAGUUUUCCGAAAGGGCGGGGGCGCGAGAAAGAGGGUGUUGGAGAUAAAUAGGCUGCUGCCGCCUUCUCAAUAUGCCGCGUUGCCUCAUGGCCAAGAAAUGGAAGGCUUAUCCCUGGCCCGAUCGGCUCGAUGAUCAGCAACACGAACAAAACGGAUCGGUCGGUAUCGAACAGGAACAUGUUAACACCACGACUACCGGUCAUGAUCUUCAUAGAAAUUCUUCUUCGUUGGUUAUGGACAAGAAAACUAAUAGACAACAUCACGAGCCCGAGGAGGAGGAAAUUGACGUUGUUGGUGACAGCGAUAACAGGCAGGUCGAUCAUCAGCAAACCUGUUGGGGUCCUCAUAGUCCUACCGCUGGUGCUACCGCGCCAAGUCCACCACCGUUGAAUGCUUCUGGCGCUCUUUAUUAUCACGGUUAUACGCACGAAGCAUGGAUUAGUCACGAGGAACCACCUAAAUAUGCAACUUUGCGAUCGGCUGCGGAAUUGGCACAGCCAGUGGUACCUUCGCCACCUCCACAGGAUAUACAAGUUGUCUCGAGCGAUGGAGCGUCCCUGCAACCAACACCUACGCCAUCCACCGUUACUACAACCUCCCACAGUUUACCACCAAGAAAAAGCUUGUCCAUGUGUUUUACCAGCACCGGCACUGCUCUAUCCUUGCCACCUAAGAAGAAGGACAUAUAUCGGCCAUAUAGUCUUCAACCAACCACCGAAAUACGUACCUCGGCCGAGGAAGAUCUAUCAGCGGCACAGGCUAUCCUCGAUUUGAGUGCCUCACCGGCAGCACCCACGCAUUCGGUUUUCAUUCAUACUCUCUCAGCACCUCCGACGACUCAAGUACAAGCUAAUGUUGCCACCGUUGUGCAAUUGCAACAACAACAACAACAACAACAACAACAACAACAACAACAACAACACCAGCAACAACAACCGACCCAACAAUUACAAAGAGCACCUUCGCCCCAACCAAUACCGGUUUCCGUUUUGGUGCCAGUACCAACGUCUCAAAAUGCUCAGCUUCGUCAGCAAGAACAUGCGCCACCUCAACCCCAAUCUCCGGCCACUGCGGAAAGCAACGUUUCUGGAAAUUGUAACGGAAGGGACAGUAGCGGUAACGGUGGCAGCAAAACGGUCGCCUACACCUAUGAGGCCUUCUUUGUGUCCGACGGUCGUUCGAAACGUCGCGGGAGUAACAAUGGUGCCGUGGUGCCCGACAAAGAAGCCGUUCAACCUGACAGGCCAAAGUUCACAUGCACCGAAUGCGGCAAACAAUACGCUACCUCGUCGAAUCUAUCGCGGCACAAGCAAACUCACCGUAGUCUCGAUUCUCAGUCGGCAAAGAAGUGCAUUCACUGCGGCAAGGCGUACGUCAGUAUGCCAGCACUGGCGAUGCACGUGCUAACGCAUAAGCUCGCCCAUAGCUGUGGUGUUUGCGGGAAGAUGUUCUCAAGGCCUUGGCUACUUCAGGGUCAUCUUCGUAGCCAUACAGGUGAGAAGCCUUACGGAUGCGCACACUGCGGUAAGGCAUUUGCCGAUCGUUCGAAUUUGCGAGCGCACAUGCAAACCCAUUCGGCCGACAAGAAUUAUGAGUGCUCGAGAUGUCACAAAACGUUCGCUCUUAAAUCCUAUUUAAACAAGCAUCUCGAGUCUGCUUGUCUUCGGGACGAAGAUGUUCAACAACAACAACAACAGCAACAGCAACAGCAACAUCAACAUCAGCAUUGUACCAACGGACCUCAACAACAACAACAGCAACAGCAACAGCAGCAACAACAACAGCAACAUCAGCAAAGCCCAAAUCGAGGCUUGUAGCAGUGUUACGAGAAAUUUAACAGGCUUGACGGCUGCGCCACUGUAAAUGCUCUCAGAGAAAGCUAGCGGCUUCUCGCGGUAGUUGGAUAAACGACAAAAUGGAGAAAAAAUAGAGAGAGAAAGAGAGAGAGAGAGAGAGAGAAAAGAAACGAGAGAGAGAAGAAAAGAGAGAGAGAAGAAAAGAGAGAGAGAAAGAAAGCAAGCAAACAAGCGAAAGCAUCGAACGGGUCGAUCUUUAAAAAGGUUUGCCAUAGAUAUUAAGUAGUAAAGUGCCAGUGAAGAGGAAGAAAUUAAAGACGGUAGGUAAUGAUGAAAGAGAAGGAAGACAUAGUAGGUGAUCAAUAAUGUCUAACAUUUUCAAAAACGUCCAGUAAUGUUUAAGUCUUAAAAGAAACAAAGAGAGAACAAAAAAAAAA